CAAGUAACCUGCCGGCAACCGCGCAUGUGCCGUGGUGAGGCAGGCCGCACCGUUUUCCAUUGCCAGAAUCAUGAAGCUGGUUCGGUUUUUGAUGAAGUUGAGCCAUGAGACCGUGACCAUUGAGCUGAAGAAUGGAACACAGGUGCAUGGAACUAUCACAGGGGUGGAUGUCAGCAUGAACACUCACCUGAAAGCGGUGAAGAUGACACUGAAGAACAGAGAACCUGUACAGCUUGAGACCCUUAGUAUUCGAGGAAACAACAUUCGUUACUUUGUUCUCCCAGACAGCUUACCAUUGGACACACUUUUAGUGGAUGUUGAGCCUAAAGUCAAGUCAAAAAAGAGAGAAGCAGUUGCCGGCCGAGGGCGAGGGAGAGGCCGAGGCCGGGGAAGAGGUCGUGGUAGAGGGAGAGGUGGACCAAGACGAUGAUGAUCUUUUCCAACUUGAGGCGGUUGCAGUUGAUGUUUGUAAAAGUUUUGUCUACUCAAGAAUUUUUGCAUUAUUUCUGUUUUUAAUAAAGCCAGUUCACAUCA
This is a messenger RNA of Hypanus sabinus (Atlantic stingray), 534 nucleotides long. RefSeq names its product small nuclear ribonucleoprotein D1 polypeptide (gene snrpd1). Gene Ontology annotation, biological process: RNA processing; spliceosomal snRNP assembly. The transcript is spliced from 4 exons. The coding region runs from base 71 to 430 and encodes 119 amino acids. Gene Ontology annotation, molecular function: RNA binding. NCBI's taxonomy places the organism in Eukaryota, Metazoa, Chordata, Chondrichthyes, Myliobatiformes, Dasyatidae. The record is from RefSeq and is a predicted model, not a curated record. Gene Ontology annotation, cellular component: U5 snRNP; U2 snRNP; commitment complex.